AGGCGUCCCCUCACAGAAGAGGGCAGUUUGCACUCUGGCCUCGUUGCCCGGUUGGGAGUGUUUUUUUUUUUUUUUUUUUUUUUUUGUGAGCGCUUUUUUUAUUUCAGGCUCCGUGCUGUCGGGGCUUGUUACUCGAUCUCUGGCUAACUGCUUUCUGCCCCUUCAGUUGCCAUUCCCGCCCAAGGUCGCCCCUCUGCCCUCGACCCUGGCCCGGGAGGGUGGGAAGCUUCGUCCCGCUCCCUGCCCACCCGCGUCUCCGCAGCUGUAGCCGCACCUGCCUAACUAUGAAUGGGGUCAACGACCCACCUCUUUUUAUAAAAGAUAUUAAGCCCGGACUGAAAAACUUAAAUGUCGUCUUUAUUGUCCUGGAGAUAGGACGCGUGACCAAAACCAAAGACGGCCAUGAAGUGAGAUCAUGCAAAGUAGCAGAUAAAACGGGCAGCAUCACUAUUUCCGUGUGGGAUGAAAUCGGAGGUCUUAUACAGCCAGGGGAUAUUAUACGAUUGACCAGAGGCUAUGCAUCCAUGUGGAAAGGAUGUCUGACACUUUAUACUGGAAGGGGUGGAGAACUUCAAAAAAUUGGAGAAUUUUGUAUGGUUUAUUCAGAAGUGCCAAAUUUCAGUGAACCCAACCCAGAUUAUCGAGGCCAACAGAACAAAGGGGCUCACAAUGAACAGAAGAAUAAUUCCAUGAAUGGUAAUAUGGGUACAGGUACAUUUGGAUCAGUGGGAAACGGGUUUGAAACUGGCCCAGAAUCAAGGGGAUGCCAAGUUUCAUAUGCUGGUAGAAGCAAUGGUCGGGGACCUAUAAAUCCACCAAGAACAGCUAAUAAUCAAACAGUCAUGACCACAAUAAGUAAUGGCAGGGACCCUCGGAGAGCAUUUAAGAGAUAACCUAUGCCAAAUACUCAUGUAGUUUUUAAACUAUAUUCCCUACUUGAACACUUACUGCACUUUUAUUUAUUGUUAACUGUGAAAACUGUUCUUUAUCGGUUUCGUUCCAUGUUUUUGGUUUGUUAACAAGAGUGGUUUGUUUUGAUAGCAAAACUGUACGGCUGUUCAAGUCUCCUAUUGAAGAAUGGGAACACUCUGAAAAGUAGGGGCAUUUAUUUUUAGAGCAAAAAACUUUGAAUAUUCUCUAAAAAAACCUGCACCCAUUGGUGCAGUUACAUAAGAUACCAACAUUAUAGCCUCUGUGAGUCUAUCUUCUGUGUAAAUUUUGUAAUAUUUAAAAUAAGGCUUACUGGGAGAUGUUCUUUUUCCUUAAAUUCGUGUAUUGCCAACUAAAGCAAUAACCACCAAAAAAUACCCCAAAUUCAGUCAAUGCUAGCAGAAGUUUCUGAGUGUUUGUGAAUCCAGGAAUGAUUGACUGCUUCAUUGAAUGCCUGCCAUUAAGAUUUUUCCAAGGAGUGAAUCAUCCUAAACUUGUUCGAUUACCAAAAAACACAUUCUUUAUCAGAAUUAUGGAAUAGAAUAUGAUCUGUAUUAUAACAAGUAAUUUUUAUAAGAAAGCUACUUUUAUUUUAGGAUAUUCCUAUUAAUACUUAUCAAAAACUGAGGCCUUGAAUAUUUAUUUUUUGAAGUACUAUGUCAAAUGUUAAAGUAUAAUUUGAAGGAGUUACAAAGUCAUAAUAAAUACUGAUCUAAUUUAAAAAUUGUGGUAAAUAACACAUUAUAGUUAAGGCAGUUCAAAUUGAGUUCAUGUAGAAAUACGCAGUCUUUUUUACAGAGUCCCAAUUCAUGUAGAAAUACACCAUCUUUUUUAAGUUAUAGGGUCCUAGGUACUUGGAGAAACUCAGCCUGGAGUAAAAAUCUGAGGUACUUUAUUUAAAGGAAGGUGCAUGUAUGUGUGUGUGUGUGUGUGUGUGUGUGUGUUUCAAGUUUCUGAACACAGUCACAAAGCCUUAUCAGUAGAAGUUAAGAAAUGGCUCUCUUAAAAAAGCAAAUACAGCUUUAUUCAGAAAUGUACCAGUAGAAUUUAUUUGUGUUGUAAAUGGUCCCCAGUUCCACUUUUUACUUUAGGUGGAUCACUGGUAAAUUUUUCCUUUGUUAAUUCAACUUUUCUUUAAUAUUAUCUCUUGAAUAAAACUUGCAUUAAUGUUAAAAGACCUACCUUAGUUUUCUUCUUUUAGUGAUGUCUAAGGAGAGCCAGGAUGUACAUUUUAUGGUAGUUUCAUUUUGGCUUCAGCAUGGCAACUACUUAGCUCUGUAUUUGCCGCUUUGUCUUUUUUUCCUCCCACAUCAAAUCUCAAAGUAAUUUAGGUAGACUUUGCUUUCUGACCUUAGCGUUUAAAUAUAAAAACUUGUGCCAGAUUAUUUGUCUAAUUCAGCAUAUCUAAUUAAUAUUUCAGUACCCACUACAUUAGGUACCAUGUAAAGAGUGUUAGUGGUAGAUGAAAUAAUGGAUAUUCUUGAGUUUGUUUAUGAUCUAUAUAGUACUUCAGUAAUAGGGAGUUAUAUAUUACUGAGAAAAGUUUUCCCUUUCUUCAUAUACUGAUGAUUAUAGUUAAUUAGGCUUUGUGACUAAGAUGUUCACAAAAUUACAGAUGUUUAAAGAAAAAAAGGUACAAAUUAGUGUGUAAUUUUUUAUUUUAAAUCUACGAGGUAGGAACAAUAUAAGAUAUUUGUAGGAGAAUAUAGUGUUAAAGGUGAUUUUAAAAGAAAGAAUUUUGGAGUUUGGAAAAUUGAAAUAAUCAGGUAAGGAUUGCUGAGCUCCCAAUCUUGGCCGCGUUAUCUCGUUACCUGUGAUGUUGGACCUGCUAUUACACCUGAAACCUCUGUAAGCCUUAGUUUCCACAGCUAUAAAAACAAGUAAGUAACACAUACCCCUUUGUAAAGUUAUUUAAGGUUUUCGAUGGGAGUGGUUAGAAUGAUUUCUGGCACGUGAUCAGUCCCAUUGUUGUCUAAUCAUACCUCAAGAGAAAAAAAAACUCAAGGUUAGGAAGUAUAGAUACGUCUUACCAUGUUGAGAUUAAAGAGAGACCUAAGCUUUUACUUUUGUAACUGAUAUUUGCCUCAAUAAUUUAACCUUGUUCUGUGUUCUUUUUUAUUAACCAAUUUCUUUUUUCUUAAGGGAAGCCUCCAAAACCAAAGCAAAGUGAGUUACAAUCCAUAGUCAACAUUUGCCUUACCAGUCUGCUCGGACAGCACUCAUCAAGAAGUUAACAGGAAGGAAGAUUCCUACCUUUUUCCGUCACGGUGCUUCCAGCUGUCAACUUUUAAAUAAGUUUAAACACCUACCUGAAACAAAAAGCAUCUAGGUUAAAAAUACACACUCCU
Manis pentadactyla (Chinese pangolin) is the source of this 3278-nucleotide messenger RNA. RefSeq names its product nucleic acid binding protein 1 (gene NABP1). NCBI's taxonomy places the organism in Eukaryota, Metazoa, Chordata, Mammalia, Pholidota, Manidae. Bases 285 to 893 code for a protein of 202 amino acids. Gene Ontology annotation, cellular component: SOSS complex. The record is from RefSeq and is a predicted model, not a curated record. Gene Ontology annotation, molecular function: DNA binding. The transcript has 6 exons. Gene Ontology annotation, biological process: mitotic cell cycle checkpoint signaling; double-strand break repair via homologous recombination; response to ionizing radiation.